Molecule: messenger RNA, 1482 nt
Organism: Ogataea parapolymorpha DL-1
Lineage: Eukaryota; Fungi; Ascomycota; Pichiomycetes; Pichiales; Pichiaceae
Exons: 1
Coding region: 1-1482 (493 amino acids)
Cellular component (GO): Golgi apparatus
Source: RefSeq, a predicted model, not a curated record
AUGAACAAUUUGAAAAACAUACGAAGUGCUAGCCAGACGAGGUCAAACAGAUCAGGAAGCAGAUCGUUUUUGGGCUCGGGUAGAAGUUCCACUUCGACUUCGAGAUCAGGCUCAAGGUCACGUUCGGCUUCGAAUAGGGGAUCUUUCAAUGUACGAGAUUCUGUGGACAAUUACUCGUUUACCGGCUUGCAAGCACCGGAGAAGAGAAUGGCAUUUGAUGGUCCGGAAGAACGAAAUCUCGAAAAAGAAUUGGAAAAGACGUUUUGGAGAAAAUUCCGUGAAAAUGUGGUAGACAACGAUAAUGCUUGGAUUAAGCUCUUUCUCUUUGCUUCUUUCAUAUCAGCCAUUGUAAUCCUUGCGAUUGAGUGCACUAUAUGUGGAUUGUUCUUUAGCAGUUUCAGGUUGAUAGAAUCAAAAAGUGACGACUUUAAUCCGGUGUUAGCCAUUUACGGGUAUUACAGAUCCUAUCUAAAACAAAAGAGAUAUGCUAUGGGUGCAUACCUAGCACUUUAUAUCUAUGCGGAACUUUACCAGAUACUGACCACCUUCAUUGUUCUCUAUACUAGGAAUGUUUACCACUUGGCAUCCUCAAUUUUGUUUCUUGCUGCAAUGGCAAUAUAUGCGGGCAUUCAGUAUAACGAGAUCAACACGACAAUCACUAGUUUUGCAGCAUACAGUCAACUGUUUACCUCGACAUCUGACGCUUUUGGGUCUGGGACCGCUGCUGCAAAAGUUCACAUCAAAAGCCUAUCCAUUGCGGUGAUUAUCCUUGCGUCCUUGGUUUGUGUCAUUCAGUUUGGAAUUGGGUUUAGAUUAAAAGACAAGUUUCAAAAAUUCACGGGAGAAACUAUUGGCAACAAUUGGAAAAUGAUCUACGCGAAUACAGUGUUCAACUUACAUCGCGAUGCCUUAUUGCUGGCUUUAUUUUUUGCACCAGGAUACUUUCUUCAAGCCGCGGUUAUAGCACCGAACAAAUCAGAUGCAGAAUUUGGUUUGACACUGGCUGCUCUGUUUCUUUCGGUGUUUGUUAUUGUUGGUGCAGACUACUCCACGUCAAGGGAAAAGAAAAUAACUUCCACGUUCUUCUCAAUGUGCUGUACCAUUGGGUUGGGAUUUAUAAUAUUCAAGAUUGUGAGGGUGUAUCUUCGCUAUCAUUCAACUUAUCAAGAUUUACCUGGAAGGCAAUCAGUUGUUGCUUUCGGAGUUAUAACUAGCGCAAUUCUACUUUGUUUGAUGGUCUUACUGUUUCAGGUGAUAAAAAACUUUGGAUUGGGAUUGUUUGACAUUUACGCAGGAAACUAUAAUUGGUUGACACGAGCGCAUAGAGGUCACAGAAGAAACAAUGCCAAAGGCUAUUCCAAGGUAGUUCCGGCCGGAGCCAGACAAAUAAAUGAGGGUUCAAAUGAUAUGAUAACGCCUGGCGAGCUUUCUCCAUACUUGAGAUUGUCAACAAUGCCUAAGAGGGACGAACUGGAGUUCUGA